Aplosporella prunicola CBS 121167 is the source of this 585-nucleotide messenger RNA. RefSeq lists its product as uncharacterized. NCBI's taxonomy places the organism in Eukaryota, Fungi, Ascomycota, Dothideomycetes, Botryosphaeriales, Aplosporellaceae. Gene Ontology annotation, molecular function: protein binding. The annotation marks the transcript as partial. The transcript has a single exon. The record is from RefSeq and is a predicted model, not a curated record.
AUCCGCAUCGAUGUCGGCCAGGGUCCGAAGCUUCAGUCCUUCCACGCGCACGAGGCCAUCCUGCUCGCCCACAGCGGCUACUUCCGCAGCGCGCUCAAAGACUGCAUCGAGGCCGACAUGGAGUGGGACUCACUUCCGGACGCCGACCCCGACAUCUUCGGCAAGGCCCUCGUGUGGUUCUACACAGGCAAGCUGCCGUCCACCAACGACAAGCAGCAUCUCUACCGCGACCUCUGCCGCGUCUGGGUUCUUGGCGAGAUGCUCUCUGCCCCCGGCCUGCAGGACCACGCGACCAGGGAGCUGCUGAAGCUCGAGAAGCUCGCCAUGCCUUGCCCCCCGGACGUCCUGUACGAAGCGUACCACGACACCAACCGAGGAAGCCCGCUGCGCAAGCUCGUGCUGGAAAUUUUUGUCAAGCGCAACACGGGCGGAGAGGCGCUCGAGAGCCUGACCAGAGGCUUCUUGAAGGAAGAGAUUAUGGCUGAUGUCGCCACUGCGGCGCUCAAGAACAUGAAGGACAUGAAGUUCAUGGGCAAGGAUACUCAGUUGAAGGAGGACGACUACCUUGUUUGCUCUUCCAAGUAG